Messenger RNA from Scatophagus argus, 7488 nucleotides. RefSeq names its product adhesion G protein-coupled receptor A3. Gene Ontology annotation, cellular component: glutamatergic synapse; plasma membrane; postsynaptic density. The transcript is spliced from 19 exons. The record is from RefSeq and is a predicted model, not a curated record. Gene Ontology annotation, biological process: G protein-coupled receptor signaling pathway; cell surface receptor signaling pathway. NCBI's taxonomy places the organism in Eukaryota, Metazoa, Chordata, Actinopteri, Scatophagidae. Gene Ontology annotation, molecular function: G protein-coupled receptor activity; protein binding. Bases 533 to 4690 code for a protein of 1385 amino acids.
AAAAGUUGAGAAGCCCAUGCUGGAGUCUGUGAGGGAGGGACUUUGUGGCCGCUGCGCAACAAGUCCUAGAAGUGGAUGAUGAGAGCGAAUGACAAGGAGGCAUGCACUAGCUCAGACAGGAGACGGAAUUUCAGCUGGAAAUUAGGUACGAUUCUUCUUUAGAAACUCAGCCACAUGUUUUAUUUAUGUCGCCUUGGAAAGGAUAUGUCGCGGCAAAGUUUAUCCGGACUUUGAAAGCGCGCCGUGGGAACUUUCCCCUGCACAUGCCGCAGCACAUAAAACAGUUUGGAGGACUUAUUUUUUCCAAAGAAUGGAAAAGAAACUGAAUUUCAGAGUUUACAUUUCCCUAACGUUUAGUCGCAAAAGUAGCGCUGAUGGUUUACAGCUGCGGGGAACCCAGCAGGUGAGCAGCGAGGCAUGACAUGUGGACUGCGGCUCGAUCACAAGCUGUACUUCAACGUAAAGGAAGGUAAUGUGAAAUGGAAGGAUAUGACCUGAAAGGAGCGUGUGUUUAAAAGAAUCUUAGUCCACCAUGAGAGCGCUGAGUUUACUGUGGGUGAUGGUCGGGCUGUGGGAGUCGAGCCUGAGCAACAGAAACUGUCCGGACCUGAUCGUUGACAGCUGUCACUGCUCCGCGGAGAGGUCCAAGGAGCUGAGCAGGCAGCACGUCCGAGUCAAAGUUGUGUGCGAUGAUGUGGACUUGAUGGACACCCUGCAGCCCAGCUUCUUACCCAACAGAACCGUUUCGCUAAACCUAAGUAACAACAAGAUCUCCCUGUUGAAGAAUGGUUCCUUCUAUGGCUUGGCUGCUCUGGAAAAACUGGACCUGAAGAAUAAUUUGAUAAGUACAGUGGAGCCUGGGGCCUUCCGUGGUCUGCUGGCUCUGAGGAAACUGGACCUGUCCAACAACAGGAUUGGCUGUCUCUCCCCUGAAAUGUUUCUCGAUCUGGGCAACCUCUUAAAAUUGAAUUUAUCUGGGAACAUCUUCUCCACUCUGAGUGUGGGGCUCUUUACACACCUCGUGGCUCUCAAAGUGCUGCACUUCAGCACUGAGAUGCUGUUCUGUGACUGUCAGCUUAAGUGGCUGCUCCUAUGGGCUCGAAGCAGCUCAGUGAGGGUUGGCAACGACACGGUGUGUGUGUUCCCCACCCACCUCCAUGGACUGGAAUUUCGUAACCUACGUGAACAGCAGCUCAGAUGUGAUGGACCUCUGGAGAUGCCUCUUUUCCAGCUCAUCCCCUCCCAGAGACAACUGGUUUUUCAUGGAGAUCGUCUACCUCUGCAGUGCACUGCUUCCUACCUGGACCAGUCGGUGGAGCUGCGGUGGCGUCACAACGGCCACAUUGUGACUACGCAGGAGGACCGGGGUGUCUAUGUGGAGGAAACCCUGCUUCACGACUGCUGCCUGUUGACCAGUGAGGUCAUCCUCUCCAACAUCGAUGUGGGCGUCGCUGGCAUCUGGGAGUGCCUGGUAACCAGUUCCCGUGGCAACACUACUCAGCAGAUGGAGAUAGUUGUUUUGGAGACGUCGGCACCCUACUGCCCAGCUGAAAGAGUGACCAACAACAAGGGGGACUUCAGGUGGCCAAAGACUUUAGCCGGCAUCCUGACCUUCCUGCCCUGCGCUCCUGCCUCGUUUGGCUCUGCCCCUCACCCGCCUGGCAGUGCUUCUCGCCCUUCCAGCCAGAGGGAGAAGAAGGCGUGGCGGCGCUGCGACCGGUCUGGGCGGUGGGCUGAAGAGGACUACACUCAGUGCCCGUAUGCCAGCGAACUGACCCGCGUGCUGCAUGAGCUCACACAGAUAACUAUAAAUACCACCAAUGCUCAGCCUUUAGGCCAGCAGCUGGUGGCCUUCACCAGCAGAGCAGCACACUUCACUGAUGUCAUGGAUGUCAUUUUCGUCACACACCUGGUGGAGAGACUGACAAGGCUGGUGGAGAAACGUAGAGAGCUGGGGGACUAUAUAUCAGACAUAGCCAGUAACAUGAUGCUGGUGGAAGAGCAUAUCCUGUGGAUGGCGCAGAAUGAGGCCAGAGCGUGCACUCGGAUCGUCCAGUGUGUGGAGCGGAUUGCCGACCUGGCGCUGACCGGAGACAAUCAGGUCAUUUCUAAGGUAUCUGCUAACAUAGCCCUGGAAGCCUUUCUGAUCCGGCCGUCUAACUUUCUUGGUCUGUCCUGCACGGCACUUCAGCGGCCGUCCUCAUCUGCCAACUCGCCCCUCCCUGACAGCCACUCCCACACUGACAAGGACAGGAGCAGAGAGCGUGAUGCCGUGGGGGAAUCGUUGCUCAACUUCAAAUGCCACACUGUCAACAACAGCGGCUCACCAGCCAGUCAGCUCAGCAAGAACUCAGUGGCAGUCGCCUCAAUCCAUUUACCGCUGGCUGGUACGCCUAUCUCCUCCUCUGCGCUGCAAUCUGUUGAUAACUCCACUUGCAAGCUGCAGUUUAUUGUGUUUCGCAAUGGGAAACUCUUUCCUUGCACGGGAAAUUCGUCAAAUCUCGCAGAUGAUGGGAAGCGUAGGAGCGUUUCAACACCAGUUGCUUUCACCAAAUUAGAUGGGUGCAGCCUCGGGAGCGCCGUGCACUCCGUCACUAUUGCUCUCAGGCACUUCGCACUGGGUGUAGACCCCACCGCAGCCUAUUGGGAUUUUGACCUGCUGGAUGGACACGGUGGCUGGAGGGCAGAGGGCUGCCACAUAACAGGCUCCGGGGGCAACACGACCACUAUUCAUUGCACCCACCAUAAUAACUUUGCUGUGCUAAUGGAUCUGAAGAAGGUGCUGUCUUUCCCCCCGUACCCUGGGGAGUUUUUGCACCCGGUCGUGUAUGCCUGCACGGCGGUCAUGUUGCUCUGCCUCUUCGCCUCCAUCAUCACGUACAUAGUGCACCACAGCGCAAUCCGCAUCAGUCGGAAGGGAUGGCAUAUGCUUCUCAACUUCUGUUUCCACACGGCUCUGACCUUUGCUGUGUUUGCCGGCGGCAUCAAUCGAAUCAAAUACCCCAUCAUCUGUCAAGCAGUAGGGGUCGUGCUGCACUACUCGUCUCUAUCGACCAUGCUGUGGCUCGGGGUGACGGCCAGGAACAUUUACAAACAGGUGACCAAGAAGCCUCCGCAGAGUCAAAAUGGUGACCCGCCUCCGCCCCCUAAACAGCCCCUGUUGAAGUUUUAUUUAGUCAGUGGUGGAGUGCCUCUCAUCAUCUGCGGGGUCACUGCAGCCGUCAAUAUAGACAACUAUGGCAGUGGGGAGCAAGCUCCGUACUGCUGGAUGGCCUGGGAGCCCAGCCUGGGAGCCUUCUUUGGCCCUGUGGCCUUCAUCAUUCUGGUGACAUGCAUCUACUUCCUCUGUACCUUCAUCCAGCUACGGCAACACCCUGAAAAGAAGUACGAGCUCAAGCAGCUGCCAGAGGAACAGCAGAGGCUAGCUGCCGUGGACGUGCCGACCCACUGCCACCAGGGAGCCGAGCCUGGGGCCCUGACAGCCCCAGCCGGUGGAAGCCACUGCCCUGCUGGCUGCCCGGGUGUUCCCAUCAACCCUGCACUGCUGGCCAAUGAGCAUUCCUUUAAGGCUCAGUUAAGAACGGCAGCCUUCACCCUUUUCCUGUUCUUGGCUACCUGGACUUUCGGGGCGCUGGCUGUGUCACAGGGCCACUUCCUGGAUAUGAUCUUCAGCUGCCUUUACGGUGCCUUCUCCGUCACCCUUGGUCUCUUCAUCCUCAUCCAUCACUGUGCCAAGCGAGAUGAUGUGUGGCAUUGUUGGUGUUCCUGUUGUCCUGGGCGACGCGCCAAUGCCUGCUCUGGCGCCCAUGGGCCUGCUCAAGCACGACCUAAGGUCAACGUGAAUGGCGAUACCCCUGGGCAUAGCCAUGGUCACAGCCACUGCCACCAUGACUCACCUUGUCAGGGUAAAACACCAAUGAGCUGCGGUCAUGGCAGUUUAGGUCACUGUAAACACGCCGCUCUUCCGUCCUCGCAAAAUCACGUGACUUGUCUGGCACCUGUGACGCCAUGCUGUGCUGCCCUGCAUAGCCAACAGUUAAUGGAGGAGGAGCCCGCAGCCACGCACGUGCUGCUACAUGCUGAUCCAGAGGGUUACCGGCCAGGGAUCCAGUUGCAUCCCUGCCUAAAGAGCAGCACCAGAACUAAAAGCCGUCAUUUCAGCCGCCGGGCCGGGGCUGGUGCUUGUGGGGCAGGGGGUGAGAGGGAGUAUGCCUAUCACAUCCCUUCAAGUGUGGAUGGAGGCAGUGUGCACAGCUCACACACUGACAGCCCCCACAGCACACAUGAGCGCCAUGCCCACAUCUGUCCACAUCUGGCCCACGAAGGCCACCAUGAUGGACAUCACACAUGCCACGCUGCUGCAGCUACCACGCACGAGGCUCUGGCAUGCCAUAACCCCUGCCACAGGCAUAUCUGCUGUGCCAAGGCAGACCUUUUCCCUUCUCUGUGCCCAGCAGAGGCAGGCGACACAGGCCUCUUCCUGUGUGGCUGCGGGAAAGUGGCGGAGCAGGACCCGGUAACAACACAUCACCAUCUGGAGAUGCACGCCCCACGCAGACAAUCGUACCCCCAGAACCCACCUAAUCAGAAUGGGAUUCUAAAGGGGGGCCUGCACGAAGGACUCCUAUACACCUCGGACAGCACAGGGAAUAUACGCACUGGACCCUGGAAGAAUGAAACUACUGUGUAGUGUGGGAAGGAAAAACAGGGGAGAUAGGCAGCACCCCUGCCUCGUCCCGCCAAAAAUAAACCCUCGCCUCCCUUUCUAGAAUUAAAAAUAAAAAUGAAUUUAACAGCAUUUUGAACAUCACAAUCAGCGUGGGAUAUUUUUCUUUAAUGUCCUCGUGUUUUUAUGUGUGCUGUUUUACUGUACAGAAAUCUGAUAUCAUGUAAAUGCUCCAUGAAGAGCAUCCAUACACAGAACAGAAUCUCUUCAAAGCAAGAAGAAUUUGUGAAAUGUGUGUCACAUCAAACCAUCAGAUGUAAUUGAAGGAAUUUCCACUUUUCCAUAUUACUACAGAUCUCUCUCUCUCUCUCUCUCUCUCUCUCUCUCUUAUAUAUAUAUAUACAUAUAUAUAAAAGAAAAUGAAUGGUUGUAUGUAUGAAUGUGUGUGUUAGUGCUCAAAGGUAACACGCUGCAAGGUUUUUACAUUUUGAACCCAUCAAAUAUUAGAUGAUAACAGUGAACCUCCAGUACUUAUAAGAACUGUUGGCAUCCAUGUUUUAGAUGACUAAACCAGCAAUUUUAGACUUCAUGGGUAUUUUUGCCAUUCAGUCAAGCAACUGUGACUGUCUACCAGAGGUUUUCUAAAUAAUACACAAAGUCACUGUUGCUUGCCGGAGAUGUGUGGAAGUUAAGUUGUGAAAAUUGAAAGCAACAGAAAAAGAGAAGUGAAAUUAAGCAUCCUCUUCCAGGUUGGUAUUGAUUGUGCUGUCUAUAUGAUGUCUUCACUGGUGUGUUUCUUUUUUCUGGAGAGAGUUAAACAGCGACUGCAUCAGCAGCAACAGUGUGGCUGUUUUGAACAGAGAGUUGAUGUCACUGAGUGGAUCCAUGGAGAACACUGUGCCGCAAAGAGCCGGGUCCUCACAGCGAGUUCAUUGUCGAAGCAGGGGGCAGUUUUUGGUUUGUUUUUCAUUUUUUUUAUUUUCUUAACAUGCUAUCAGUCAUUUUUAAAUCACUCUUUGCAAAAUUAAACACUUUGGGAAGAAAAGAGCGUGAAUGUGAUCAUAGAAGAAACAAUAAGCUGCUUUGGGAAACCAUCUCAUUCAAAUGAUUAAAACAUUUUAGCCAAACCUCACCCAUUUUAACUAAAUGACACAUGGCAAAACAGUUGUGCAGAUGAAAUGCUUUUAUAUUUAAUUUAUUCUUCAUUUCUCUCAUAAAAGCCCUAAAGCAUGUGCCCCUUGUUGUGUAUGCUAUGUUUUUAACAGCCUAAAGGAAUACUCAGUUAUUAUUUGCCUCAGCCGGAUACAGCUGUUGCAGCUCGCCAGUAUCAUUUCUGUCACACUUUCGGAUUAAGCCUGGUUCCCAACAAAUAAUCUAUUAUUUCUCACACGUAAUCUCCAUUUGACAAGACUUUAAGCUUAGGUUUAUCCUAGAAUCCAGUCCAGAAACUCGUAAUGCUCUUGGUUCUGUUUUGGUAGAUAACUUGUGUCAGGAGAGGCCAAGGUUGAAGUUUGGUUCAUAUUUCAUUUUAUUACCGUGAAGGUCACGUUCACUUUGAAGAAUUACCACUCAGAAGAGAGAAAUGAGGCUCCGCAUUGACUGAGAAGCACUUGUUUGUUUUAUGAAUGAUGAUACUGAGUACGAAACUCCAGACGAAACCAUUUCAUCAGAAAAGCCAAACUGAAAAAAGUCCUCCCAAGCAGCGCAUAUAAUCUCACAGCAAACCCUGCUCUUGUCAAGCCACCUUAGCAUGCACACCAUCUCUAUCCAUCUUGUGCACUCUUGUCUGUGUAAUAUAAAACUGGUUUCUGAGGAAUUAUUUUUUAUGAGAUUUAAGAUAUUUAAGAAUAAAAUAAGUCUAUAUGUAAAGAAAGUUGUAUGGGGAAAAAAAAACUGACCUCUCAAUGUUAAUACUCAGUAUCUGAGUUUAGAAGAUGUUUUUUUUUGUUGUUGUUUGUUUUCAGAUGCCUUUUUCUGUUUCACGUUUAGUUGAUAUCAUAAAGUAUGCAGACUGGCCAUGUGUUGUGAGACUUAUCCUGUCAUAUCAGAAAUAGAAAUGCACUACCCAUAAUAACAUCUGGCCUGCCAGAAUUUGUCACUAAUAGUGUGUUUACAACAGAAAUGUUUGUUCAGAUGGAAAUAUUUGACUUAAAAAGUGACUUCUGCAGAAAAGAAAAAAGAAACAUUAAUGUGAUACUCCCUUUAUUUGGAUGGCAGGCUUUGAAUAGUGGAGGCCCUGGCAGACAUCAAAGAUGAUGCAUGAACCUCAUAGCUUUGCACAGAGCCACAGGAGUUAUUUCCAGGGUCUAGGGGACAAAAAUGGGAUACUAUGGGUCCAAUUUAUGAGUUAUAAAACUGUGGCUCACAAUUGAUCACACAGUACUGGAUCCUUUGAGCCUCCUUGGAUGCUGGCGGUUAGUGGCCCUGGUUUCAAAGUUAUUGGAAAGAGAUUUGUAACAGUAUCACAACAACACAUUUGAAACCAACCUCUCCUGCUGAACGCACAUUAAACUGAGAGAACAUUGGUCUAGGUUAAUUGCUGUACAACAUGUGUAUUUGCUGGUGGUGUGUCUUAGGAGCAGCCUGAGCUUUUCAGUGUCUGUCAGACGAUGUGUUUGCUAUCACAGGCCGCAAUAGGCCAACUUUUCUGUUGUCAUCAGUAGCAGAUGUACUGCCCCAAACAGGCUUGAUGACUUAGUUUUGGCUCACCAGACGGCUGCUGGAAUAUUCACCUGUGGUACUGUGACAAAACCUAAAGCCAGUUUUCACUUUUUUCUACAUUGACACAGAUUCCAAUAAAUGUAUUUUUUCACCAUGCAACA